Parus major (Great Tit) is the source of this 1795-nucleotide messenger RNA. RefSeq names its product homeobox protein OTX2-like. The transcript is spliced from 2 exons. Gene Ontology annotation, cellular component: nucleus. Gene Ontology annotation, molecular function: DNA-binding transcription factor activity, RNA polymerase II-specific; RNA polymerase II cis-regulatory region sequence-specific DNA binding. The annotation marks the transcript as partial. Gene Ontology annotation, biological process: regulation of transcription by RNA polymerase II. The record is from RefSeq and is a predicted model, not a curated record. Lineage: Eukaryota; Metazoa; Chordata; Aves; Passeriformes; Paridae.
GGGGUCCCGGGGGUCCCUGCCCAACCGGGGGUCUCCGCAGGGACCCCCCGCAAGCAGCGGCGGGAGCGCACCACCUUCACCCGGGCACAGCUGGACGUGCUGGAGGCGCUGUUCGCCAAAACGCGGUACCCGGACAUCUUCAUGAGAGAGGAGGUGGCCCUGAAAAUCAACCUGCCCGAGUCCCGCGUGCAGUCCCGGGUCCACGGACAAUUCCGGGGGUCCCCCGGGCUGGGGUUUGGGGGUGCCGCGGAUUGCCUGGAGCUGAAGGAGCCGGGCAGCGCCUGGAAGGUGAAUUUGGGGGGCGCCGAUUGCCUGGAGUACAAGGAGCAGAGCACCUGGAAGUUCCAGGUGUUGUAGGGAGGAGAUUUUGGGGGAAAUUCCGGGAGAUCCGGACAAUUCCCGGGACCACCGACAAUUCCCGGGAACACCGACAAUUCCCGGGACCACCGACAAUUCAUUACCGGAGCGCGGAUAAUUAAUCCCCGGGACGCGGGCAAUUAAUUCCCGGGACCACGAACAAUUCCCGGGACCACGGAUAAUUCCCGGAACCGACCACGGACAAUUCCCGGGACACCAAUUAUUAAUUACCGGGGUGCGGAUAAUUAAUUCCCGAGGCGAGGAAAAUUCCCGGAGGCGCGGAUAAUUAAUUCCCGGGGGCGCGGAUAAUUAAAUCCCGGGACCACGAACAAUUCCCGGGACCACGAACAAUUCCCCGGGCGUGGAUAAUUAAUUACCGGGGCACGAAUAAUUCAUUACGGGGGGACCGAUAAUUAAAUCCCGGGCCACAAACAAUUACCGGGGCCACAAACAAUUACCGGAGCGCGGAUAAUUAAUCCCCGGGACGCGGAUUAUUAAUUACCGGGGGGCCGAUAAUCAAUUCCCGGGACCACGGAAAAUUCCCGGGACCGACCACGGACAAUUCCCGGGACACCGAUAAUUAAUCAAUCCCGGGGCGCGGAUAAUUAAUUCCCGAGGCGAGGAAAAUACCCGGAGGCGCGGAUAAUUAAUUACCGGGGGGCCGAUAAUUAAAUCCCGGGACCACGAACAAUUCCCGGGACCACGAACAAUUCCCGGAGCGAGGACAAUUAAUUACCGGAGCGUGGAUAAUUAAUUACCGGGAGGCGGAUAAUCAAUUCCCAGGACCACGGACAAUUCCCGGGGCACGGAUAAUUAAUCCACGGGACACCAAUAAUUAAUUCCCGAGGCACCGAUAACUAAAUCCCGAGGCACCGAUAAUUAAAUCCCGAGGCACCGAUAAUUAAUUCCCGAGGCACGGACAAUCGGACAAUUCCCAAGGCACCGAUAAUUAAAUCCCGAGGCGCGGAUAAUUAAUUACGGGGGGUGCGGAUAAUUAAUUACCGGGGGCCGAUAAUUAAUUCCCGGGGGGCAGACCAUCCCCAGCCCCCCGAGAAUUCCCGGGAUGUGGAUAAUUAAUUCCCGAGGCACCGAUAAUUAAUUCCCGGGGCGUGGAUAAUUAAAAUUAACAGAGGAAAUCCCGGCGGGAUGGAGCAUUCCCCGAUCCUCGGGGGAUCCCCGGAUUUUUGGGGGACCCCAGAACCCUGAGGGAUCCCCGGAUUUAGGGGGGACCCCGAGGGAUCCCCGGAUUUUUUGGGGACCCCAGGACCAUUCCCAAGGGAUCCCCGGAUUUCUGGGGGACGCCAGGACCGUUCCCGAGGGAUCCCCGGAUUUUUGGGGGACCCCGGGGAAUCCCCGGAUUUAGGGGGGACCCCGGGGAAUCCCCGGAAUUUUGGGGGACCCCAGGACCAUUCCCGAGGGAUCCCCGGAUUUAGGGGGG